Coccomyxa subellipsoidea C-169 is the source of this 1419-nucleotide messenger RNA. RefSeq lists its product as hypothetical. NCBI's taxonomy places the organism in Eukaryota, Viridiplantae, Chlorophyta, Trebouxiophyceae, Coccomyxaceae. The transcript is spliced from 6 exons. The record is from RefSeq and is a predicted model, not a curated record. Bases 259 to 1419 code for a protein of 386 amino acids.
UAACUUCUGAUUGAAUAAUAACUCUCCACGCAUCGAACGCUUCGCGCUCUGUCCCAGUUCAUAUUGACUUGGUCAGAAGGAAUCUGUGCAGCUGAGAGGCAAGACACCGAGCUACCAGGCACCAAACAAGAUCUGGAGUGAAUUUCGGGUGGAUUGGUGUGCCAAACAAUCGAUUCUCACCACUGGUUUUCACGUGGAGAAGACAUUUUGCCGUGUUGACAGCAAAUUCGGAGAUCCUUGGACAGUGAGCAAGUGGAAAUGGAGAACACAUUGCCUCUCCGCAAACCCAUCUUUGUUGCACUCAAAGGCCUUAUGUCACCUUAUGUCAUGCGUCAAGGCCAUGCUCACCCCUUCACUGCCGCACACCCUAACAACCUGAGCACUAGGAGAAGGCACGGGAUAAUCGCUAUCAAAGCAGAGAAGCGAGAAGAUCCUGAUCCAGGGCUGGGGCUCAAAGCCAUUUGGUAUGGGGCGGAAGGAUUUGGGAACUUGAUUGGCCUCACUAAAGCCAAAAAAGAAGAGAAGACUCAGAGUGAUCGAAAGGAGAUAUGCAACAGAGCAGACGCAGUGGCCGCAAUAAGAAAAGAUUAUGACUGCAACUACUUUGUCAGUGGCAGAGGAGAGAUGUCAGCAUAUGAAAGCGACUGCCUUUUCGCAGACCCAUUUGCGGGCUUCAAUGGGGUGGAGCGUUUCAAGAAGAAUGUCAGCAAUCUUGGCUCGCUGAUGGAGGACAUCAAGUUGGAUAUGCUGGAUUGGAAAGAGACUGAGGAGGCACUGGAAACUAAGUGGAGAUUCAGUGCUGUCCUCUCGCUGCCAUGGAGGCCGCGCCUGGCAGCAUCAGGGGGGACAACCCAUGUCUUCAGCCAAGUAAGGGGCUGCCAAGUGAUCAAGCACAUAGAAUCCUGGGAUGUAGAGCCGGCUGCAGUUGUGCGUAGCUUGCUAAAGCCCAGCACGCGUGCGCCAGCCAACAACUGGGUGAGGUUCUUCAAGGCAGUAGAUGCAGGCGAUGCUGCUGCAGCCUGGGCCGCUGCUACUCCAGCACUCCUGAAAUUUUAUGCUUUGCCUGUGGUGGGAGUCUCACUCGUCACAAAAGCUGCAACCGGGGAGGGUCUUCCGGUGCGAACAUCACAAUGCAUUUCAACGGUGGCUGACAAAACUGUGAGACUGGCAUUUAUCUUGUGUGUGGGAAGCAUCAGAACAUGCAAAGCUGUGACAUGGAGGAAAUGUACUGCAUGCCUCUUGACAUGCUGCAUAUGCAGUUGGUCCUAUUGUGGCAAGGCAGUCCUUGAUGAACUGCCUGGUGCUAUGCAGGGAGUCUUUCUGGGCACUAUAGAAGGAUUUGCCUACCUUGUUGCGCUGGCCGGCGGUACCACAGAGAUUGUGAAAUUGUUUCAGGGAUCUGGAUCACAAUCAAAUUGA